Melitaea cinxia (Glanville fritillary) is the source of this 2832-nucleotide messenger RNA. RefSeq lists its product as uncharacterized. Gene Ontology annotation, molecular function: nucleic acid binding. The record is from RefSeq and is a predicted model, not a curated record. Bases 262 to 2832 code for a protein of 856 amino acids. Lineage: Eukaryota; Metazoa; Arthropoda; Insecta; Lepidoptera; Nymphalidae. Gene Ontology annotation, biological process: DNA integration. The transcript is spliced from 2 exons.
UUGCAAAACAUUGUUUUUCCAAUCGAUCUAACAUUAGAUCUGUAGAAUCGUCUUAUCCAGUCCGAGAUGUCAACGAGAAAUCAAACAAUGAUUCAGAACAAUUUUUCAUCGGUAUGGUGAAGAGUGUCAACAACGACAAGUCAUGGAUGUCUACCACCUGUCUGUCACCUCAAGUUGCAACAAAAUGCAAUUCCAUGCGUUGAUCAUCCCAGAAAAGUUCCAUUUGGUUUAAAAAAUAAAUUAAAAGAAGAAUUGGAUCGCAUGUCAAAAUUAAAAGUUAUAGAAAAAGUCACACAUCCAACCGAAUGGGUAAAUUCUGUAGUCGUCACUGUUAAGAAAUCAGGUCAGUUAAGAAUUUGUCUAGAUCCGAGAAAUCUUAAUAGAUAUAUAGUCAGAGAACGCUAUCCUCUUAAAAGCAUAGAUGAAAUUAGGUCAAUAUUAAAUGGUGCUUCAUAUUUUUCUCAUCUUGAUGCUUAUUCAGGGUUUUGGAUGUUAAAACUUGAUGAUGCUAGUUCAGAUCUUUGCACUUUUCAAACUCCUUUUGGUCGUUAUCGAUACUUAAGAUUACCUUAUGGUAUUAAUGCUUCCUCAGAAAUUUUUCAAAGAGUUAUGUCAGAUAUUUUUUCUGAUAUAGAAGGUGUUUUGAUUUUUGUAGAUGAUAUUUUAGUAUUUGGUGAAACAGAACAAAUUCAUAAUCAAAGAUUAUUAAAAGUCAUGCAAAGGGCUAGAGAGGUUAAUUUAAAGUUCAAUAAAAAUAAAUGCAAAUUUUCAGUCAAUGAAAUAUGUUUUUUAGGUUAUAUAUUUAGUAAAGAAGGUGCAAAAGUUGAUCAAAAUAAAGUUAAAGCUAUUCUUGAUAUGCCAGAUCCAACUAAUGUCAAAGAAUUACAGAGAAUAUUAGGAAUGAUUAAUUACUUAGGACCUUUUAUUGAAAAUUUGUCAGAUAAAACAAAAAUUCUCAGAAAUCUGUUAAAAAAGAAUACUAUAUGGUUAUGGGAUGAAAAUUGUAGUCAAUGUCUUCAGUCAUUAAAGGAGGAAAUAACGAAAUCUCCUAUCUUAGUACAUUACAAUCCGAAUAUACCACUUAUUUUGUCAGUAGAUUCAUCAAAGUCAGCAUUAGGCGCAGUUCUCAUGCAAAAUAAACAACCUAUUGCUUAUAGUUCUAAAACUUUAACAGCUACACAAGAAAGAUAUGCUCAAAUUGAAAAAGAGUUAUUGGCUAUUCAAUUUGGUUGUGAAAAAUUUCAUCAAUAUGUAUAUGGUAAUAAGGUAACCGUACAUACUGAUCAUAAACCGCUAGUCUAUUUGUUUAAAAAACCAUUAAAUGAUGUACCAGCAAGGUUACAAAGAAUGAUGCUUUCAUUGCAAGCUUAUGAUUUAAAUGUUAUUUAUGUACCUGGUAAAGAGAUGUAUAUUUCAGACACACUUUCUAGAGCAGCUUUAAAAGAAAAUUUUAUUCCUAAAUAUGAGUCAGAUUUAUCUUUUCAUGUUAAUUCUUUAUAUUCUAAUUUAGCUAUUAGUCAGGAAUAUAAAAAUAAAAUUUUAAUAGCUACUAAUUCAGAUAAAGACUUGCAAAAAUUAAAAAAAUAUUGUCUAGAGGGAUGGCCUGUCAGUAAAAAUAAAAUGGAUCCUUUAUUAAAGUAUUAUUGGAAUAUUCAAGGUGAAAUACACAUUAUUAAUGAUUUAUUGUUUAAAGGUGAUAAGUUAAUUAUUCCAAAGUCAAUGCAAAGUGAAAUGUUAAGAAAAGUCCAUGAAGGUCAUCAGGGUAUUAACAAAUCUUUAAAUUUAGCUAGAAGUAUUAUUUUUUGGCCAAAUAUGAGCGCAGAUAUAAAAAAUUUAGUUGAUCAAUGUCUUAUUUGUGCUAAAUUCAAACCAAAUAAUCAACAAGAACCUCUUCAAAGCUAUGAUAUUACAAAAUUCCCAUGGCAGCAAGUCGGUAUUGAUUUAAUGUAUUUUAAUAACAAAAAUUACUUAGUAGUUACUGAUUAUUAUUCCAAAUUUAUAGAGUUAGCAAUUUUAAACAGUCAAUACACAGCAUCUAAUAUAAUAAUACAAUUAAAGUCUAUCUUUGCUCGUCACGGUAUACCCAUGAAAUUAGUGUCUGACGGUGGACCUCGGUUUAAUUCUGCUGAAUUUAAAUCUUUUCUAUAUUCUUGGGAUAUUGAACAUAUUAUGACUAGUCCAUAUCACCCGAAGUCUAAUGGUCAAGCUGAAAGUUCUGUUAAAAUUAUGAAAAAUUUAUUAAAAAAAUGUUUAGAGUCAAAUACAGAUCCUUACAUGGCAUUGUUACAAUAUAGGAACACACCUAAAGCUAAUUUUCCAUCGCCAGCUCAAUUAUUAAUGUCUAGAAAUUUAAGAAUGCAUAUACCAAUUACUAAUAAGAAACUUAAACCAAAAAUUGUUACUUUCAAUGAAUAUAAAAAUAAUUUUGAGAAAAAUCGUGCUCGGAGUAAAAUUUACUAUGAUAGAAAUAAGAAACAAUUACCAUUAUUACAGCCAGGAGAUUAUAUAACUUUUAAAAAAAUGCCUAACUCAGAUUGGCUUCCUGGAAAAGUCAUUAAAAGAUUAGAUUGUCAACGUUCAUAUAUAAUAGAAGACGCUGAAGGUAAAAGAUAUAGAAGGAAUAGAUUUUUAAUUAAAUUUAAUUGUAAUGAUAGUUGUCAUAAGUUUGAUGAGAUGCAAUCCAACAAUUCUGAGGAAAGGGAUAGUCAGCAGAGGAACAGGCAGAUGGAUACUAAUAAUAAAGAAUUAGAUAAGAAUAUUAAUUUCCAGGAGAACUGUAAUAAAAGUAGAUCAGGUAGAGUAAUUAAGAAACCAGUUAAGUUGAAUUUGUAA